Messenger RNA from Linnemannia hyalina, 675 nucleotides. The record is from the annotation of a GenBank genome assembly. NCBI's taxonomy places the organism in Eukaryota, Fungi, Mortierellomycota, Mortierellomycetes, Mortierellales, Mortierellaceae.
AUGGCCCGAAUCAUCGAACGAGACCUCACCCCAUCCCCAGACUCCCGAGCUGUCAGUCUCCACGCUCGCACCCUCGAGAUCUUCAAACUCACCGACCCGCAACUCUAUGAGCGAUUUAAGACCGAAUCCUGGAUAAGUCCUUCGAUGCAGUUUUAUUAUGGGAGCAAGUUGACAGCGGAGAUCAGGCCGAGGAAGGCGAAGGAUUCUGAGUUUGGGAUUCCUUGGAUGUUGGAGCAGAAUUCGACGGUCAAGAUCUUGACGGAGGAGUAUGAGAAGUUGGGGUUGGGACGGGUGGAGAGGGGAUGGGAGUUAGUGGAUACUAGAGUUGUUGAGCAGGAGCAGGAGCAGGAGCAGGAACAUGCGGCAGAUGUGACGAUAAAGGAAGAGGCAAAGACGACAUGGGUGGAGACGACGAUACGUCGAGCAAUCGUAGGGACUAACAAGCGCAAAGGAGAGAGUAUUGUCCUGGGCACUGUUGACAUGGCGGACGAGGACGAAGACAAGCAGUAUGAGAUCAAGGUAGUCCGAUCCGAGUACCUGAUAGCCUCUGACGGCGGCCGGUCAACCGUUCGACACCGACUCAACAUCCCCUUCCCUGGUCGAACCCGCGACUACAACUUGAUCCUGUUUGAUGGGCAUGUCGAGACUGACCUGUCCACCACAAACGUCUCGUAA